UCGGAUCUAAUUCGCAGUUUCCUCCAGUGGGCGGAGAAGCAGCCGCUCAGCGCUGCUCUCAGCUCCGCUCCCCUCACUGCUUCCCGCUGCCUCAGCUCUUCAGCUCAUGCGGACCAGCUGCCGAGGCUCAUGGACUAACCGCGGGUCUGACCGUGAGCUGUAACGGACUCGGGGUAGGACUGCUUGACGCCGGUGGAGGACUGGACUAUGGCGGCCAAGGAGGACCUGUACAGCAAAAUUCUCCCCCGGAGGCUUCGCCAGAGCCGACCGGGCUCGAUGAAAUCCAGCUCCAACCUGGACGUGCUGUUGUCCAUGGGCUUCUCCAGACACCGGGCCCUGAAGUCUCUGGUGUCAACUGGAGGUCGGAGUGUACAGGCAGCAUGUGACUGGCUGUUCUCCCACGUGGACGACCCGUUCCUGGACGACCCGCUGCCCAGGGAGUUCGUUCUCUACCUGCGACCCAGCGGGCCGCUCCAGAACCAGCUCUCACACUUCUGGCAGCAGAGCCGGGUCACCUGCGGCAAAAACAAGGCCCACAAUAUUUUCCCACACAUCACUCUCUGUCAGUUCUUCAUGUGUGUCGACCCCAAAGUGGAAGCCCUGUGUGAGGCCCUGCAGACCACCGUGCAGCAGUGGAGGGGCCGCUUCCCCCGCCCGCUGCCUCUGGAGCUCUACACGUCGUCCAACUUCAUCGGGCUGUUUGUGGAGGAGCAGGUGGCCGACGUCCUCAGACAGUUCGCAGCCGACUUCGCCACAGAGGCCGUCAGGAAGACAGAGGUCAAAGUGGAACCUCACAAGAAGCAGCUCCACCUGACGCUGGCCUACAACUUCCCCAGUGAUCACCUCUCCUCACUGGAGAAGCUGGCCAAGGGCAUCGAGGUGAAGCUGGGCUGUGAUUGGCUGGCUGUUCUGUUCUCCCGGGACAUUCGUUUUGCUAACCAUGAGACGCUGAGGGUCAUGUACCCCUACAUGCCCCAGAACGAUGACGAACUGGAGCUGGUUCCUGGGGAUUUUAUCUUCACGUCUUCCAUGGACCAGACCAGCACCAGCGAGGGCUGGGUCCACGGAACCUCACUGGCCACCGGCCUGUCUGGACUUCUGCCGGAGAACUACGUGAGCCUGGCCGACGAGUCUGACACCUGGGUGUUUCACGGCUCCCAUUCCUUCUUCAGCUGUGGACCAGGUGACAAAGCUGGUAAAGAGAAAGGAAUGUUUGACAGCCUGCUGGACGGCCGACGUCCCGACAGCACCAGUCCUGGAGACACGCCUGCUCUCAGUGUGAUCUGCCACCCUAUGCAGGUAGUCCUGCGGUUCAGUGGCAGCCACACUCGGCAGCCCAAACGGACGGUGUUCGUGUGCCGGCAUGGUGAGAGGAUGGACGUGGUGUUUGGGAAACACUGGCUCACUCUCUGCUCGGACAGCAAAGGUAGAUACGUACGCUCCAACCUCAACAUGCCUCCCAGCCUGCCUCUGUGGGGAGGACAGAGAGACUACGACAUGGACGCCCCCAUCACUGUGUUUGGGUCCACUCAGGCUCGAUUAGUGGGUGAGGCCUUGUUGGAGAGCAACACAAUGAUAGACUUUGUGUACUGCUCUCCGUCACUGCGAUGUGUUCAGACUGCACAGAACAUCUUGAAAGGCCUGCAGCAGGACGGGAAGCUGAAGGUGCGGGUGGAGCCGGGUCUCUUCGAGUGGACAAAGUGGGUGUCAGGGAACUCCAUGCCAGCGUGGAUCCCCCCCACUGAUCUGGCUGCUGCCAACUUCAGUGUAGACACAGCUUACAGGCCUCUGAUCCCGGCCAACAAGCUGACUGUGUCUGAGUCUUACGAGAACUACAUGAGUCGCAGCUACCAAGUCACCAAAGACAUCCUGUCAGACUGCAAAAACACAGGAAACAACGUGUUGAUCGUAGCCCACGCGUCUUCCCUGGAGGCCUGCACACGGCAGCUGCAGGGCCGCAGCCCCCAGAAUGCCAAGGACUUCAUCCAAGUCGUACGAAAGAUCCCGUACCUGGGCUUCUGUGCCUGUGAGGAGCAAGGAGAGACGGGAAUGUGGCAGUUGGUGGACCCUCCUAUCCUGCCUCUGACUCACGGUCCGAACCACUCCUUCGACUGGAAGGAGACUCUUCUGCAAGAAUGACGCCUGCCUGCUCCGAGUCGGUCACAGUGCUCUCCCUGUGCCCCAUCCACCUCCACCUCCCCACCAACAACUACCCAGCCCAACAAAAUAACUGGAGCUCUUGUCUUCUCAGCCUGUUCAGUAGCUGCUGAUUGAGCCAGCAGAGUAAAGAUGAGCAGUCCCAGCAGUGGAUUGGCAAACGUUCACACUCUGCUGGCGUUAUGCAGCGACUCAGGACCCUGACAGGCUCAGGCGGUCUGACGGGGUCAGUGGGUUUCUGCUGCUCUGUGUGGAAUCUCAUGUCAGCACUGCCUCUGGAAUUUGGUCAGAUCAACAUUGCAAGCUCUUUCAUGUCAUACUUCCCAUGUUGAUUUAUGCUAAAGCAUGUUAGCAGGCUAAUAUGCAAGCUUAGAACUUAAAGCUUGAACUUCAACUUCCUAGUAUGCAGUUGGGGGCUUUUUAUUUUUCCUCGCUGUCUGUUAGUCGUGCCACCCCAAUAUUUUUACCGGCCUGGGGUCUGGCCACCCCAUUAGAACGGACUCCACUGGACGUAUGUAUCAACAAAAGGACCAUUGUCUCCCUGUGUGUGUGUGUGUGUGUGUGUGUGUGUGUGUGUGUGUGUGUG
Molecule: messenger RNA, 2743 nt
Organism: Poecilia reticulata (guppy)
Lineage: Eukaryota; Metazoa; Chordata; Actinopteri; Cyprinodontiformes; Poeciliidae
Source: RefSeq, a predicted model, not a curated record